This is a messenger RNA of Drosophila simulans, 769 nucleotides long. It is a transcript of the gene Ccp84Ad, whose product is annotated as larval cuticle protein A2B. The record is from RefSeq and is a predicted model, not a curated record. Bases 94 to 693 code for a protein of 199 amino acids. Gene Ontology annotation, cellular component: extracellular matrix. The transcript is spliced from 2 exons. Lineage: Eukaryota; Metazoa; Arthropoda; Insecta; Diptera; Drosophilidae.
UAUAAGCCAAGUGUUGGCCCAGUAGCCCUCACAGUUCACUUCGCCUUCCAGCAACCAACAGCAGCAGCAGCAGCCAAAUCAAUCCAAAUCAAAAUGGCAUUCAAGUUCAUCGCCCUCUUCGCCCUGAUCGCCGCCGCCAGCGCCGGUGUUCUGCCCGUCCAGCAGGUGUACCACGCCGCCCCCGCCGUGGCCACCUACGCCCAUGCACCUGUCGCCGUUGCCCACGCCCAGCCGGUUCUUGCCAAGGCCGCUGAGGAGUACGACCCCCAUCCCCAGUACAAGUACGCCUACGAUGUCCAGGACUCGCUCUCCGGUGACUCCAAGAGCCAGGUGGAGGAGCGCGAUGGCGACGUGGUCCGCGGCGAGUACUCCCUGAUCGACGCCGAUGGCUACAAGAGGACCGUCCAGUACACCGCCGACCCCAUCAACGGAUUCAACGCCGUCGUGAACCGUGAGCCCCUCGUCAAGACCGUCGCCGUUGCCCCAGUUGUGAAGACCGUCGCCGCUCCCGUUGCCCACUACGCCGCCCCUGCUGUCGCCCACUACGCUGCUCCCGCUGUGGUCAAGACCGUGGCUCCAGUUGCUCACUACGCUGCUCCCGCCGUGGUCAAGACCGUGGCUCCAGUGGCCCACUACGCCGCUCCCGCUACCUACACCUCCUACGCCGCCCCCGCUGUUGCCUACCACCACUAAGAACUGCCAUUUUACGUUUCUCAACCCAUUACUGUUAUAGUUUUACAAUUGCCUCCUACAAAUACACACAAAUAUU